UUUCUCUCGCCAUUGCAAAUGUGAAUUCAUGGACAAUUCGUUGAAGGAGUUGCCAAUGCAAAACGCGGAGAGUGUGAUGGAAAAGGGUGAAGCAGGGUUGAUUGGCUCAGUCCCCACAUCCCCAACACUUUUCAACAGCUUUACAGAUGAGACCAUCACAAAGGAUGAGCUUCCAAGCAAAAACUCCUCUGUUCUUCCAAUUUCGCGACGGCGUUGGCCGUGGGCCAAGUCCUGGAAGUCCUGGAACCUUCGCCCAAGGAGGACUCCACGACGAAAAAGUAAACGACUCACCUAAGGGAUAUCCAAACCUAGCGGCGUUCCUCGAUAGCGAUGAAGGUUUUACCAUAUAUCGGCGGUUUGGAUACCUCCAAUCUCGACUGCUCCUGCAUAAGCAAGAGGAGCUUCGACGUCUCGAAAAGAGACUAGAUCGCAUGGACAUGAGACUCGUGAAGGAUAACGAAAAUCGGUUGUGCUCACGUGACCUUCGGGGACCUCCCUCAGACGCAGAGAAACAAGGAAAGCUCUUAUUUGAAAUUGAGAACGCAUACUGCUCGUAUGCAAAAAUUCUCGCCGCCGCCCAACAAAUGAGGGGAUUCAGUAAACCGGCCGACGCUGACUGGCAAAGCGUUGGACGUUAUAUCUAUAACAGAAAAGCUCUAGUCGAAGAAGAAGCCUCAUGGAUUCAACACAAGGAUGAUUUACUCACCCUCAAGGCAGGACGUGAGCAUGCUUGGCUUGACGAUGUGGUUGAAGGACUCCUGAAGGUCUGUCACUGUAAGCUUAUCGACAUUAUGUUUCGCUCCAAGGAAACGCGAAAGAAAACCGAAAUUGAUUCCGAUAACAUGCCUGCUAGGCCACCGAAAGACGAAGACAAGUACGAAAUAUACUAUACACCCUCUCGAAUUGCGAAACUCACCAAUGGAAUCUUGACAAUUAUAGUAUUAACUCUUCUAGUCCUUCCGAUAUAUAUUUUGUAUCAUAUGGUGCAUGAAAUUGGCACUACAGCUUACAUGAAAUGUAUUGGAACGCUUCUUGUCUUCACUCUUGCUUUCUCAUCGGUCCUUUCUCUUUUCACGAAGGCUAAAAGACAUGAGAUAUUCGCAGCAGCCGCAGCUUACUGUGCUGUGCUUGUAGUUUUCCUUGGAAACGCUGUUCCGAAAGACAAAUCUUAGAGCUUUACAAGAAGACUUUUAAUUUUACGCAAAAUAUUAUAGAUAUCUUAGCUGCGGAUAGAACAUCGAAAUUGACCCUAUACAUCUACACGAUUGUAGUUUUCUAA
Molecule: messenger RNA, 1279 nt
Organism: Lindgomyces ingoldianus
Lineage: Eukaryota; Fungi; Ascomycota; Dothideomycetes; Pleosporales; Lindgomycetaceae
Exons: 5
Coding region: 147-1172 (341 amino acids)
Source: RefSeq, a predicted model, not a curated record